Molecule: messenger RNA, 9567 nt
Organism: Bactrocera neohumeralis
Lineage: Eukaryota; Metazoa; Arthropoda; Insecta; Diptera; Tephritidae
Gene: bun
Product: protein bunched, class 2/F/G isoform
Exons: 5
Coding region: 780-5381 (1533 amino acids)
Biological process (GO): regulation of transcription by RNA polymerase II
Source: RefSeq, a predicted model, not a curated record
GUUCUACUGCUUGAAAUAUAAAAAAAAAAUAAAUAAAAUAAAUUAAAAAUAAUAAAAAUAGCAUAAGUUAAAUUGCUUGGUUAUGAAUAAUUUAUAAGUAUGCAAAUUUGUAGUAAUUUAAAAUUAAAAGAAAAUAUUUGUGAAAAUGUUGAAAAUAACAAGAAUAGAAUAAGCAAAGUCGACUAGUGCAAGAGCGUCGUGAUCAAGCAGUUACCGCUGAGCGCGACCUCAUCAGCGACACUAAUAAAACUGACAACAAUUGCAAAUACAUAUAAAGCAACAGCAACACAAACAAAAAACCCACAAACUAUUAGGAAAAUCACAAAAAGCAACCAUUUGUGAAAUUCGCAAAAGCGCUGUGUACGAAUCAGUCCAGUUGGUUGAUGUAAAUUUAACAGUGUACAACAAAUUUAAAGCUGUGACAAGCAGCGGCAAAUAAAAUAGCAAACGAAGAAUUAGAGCCUAGCAACAGUGAAUGUGUGUUUUGCAUACUUGCAGAAGCAAUCGAUUUAAAAUAACUUCAAACAAAUAAAUACACAUAAAUAACGCAUAGAAUUUAGUAGUAAUUAAGUCGUAAGCUUAAGUGCAAAUAGGUAAAUUAAACAAAAAAACAAAACUUGAAGCAAAUUACACUAAGCCAGCCGCAUAUAAUCGAAACUAUACCUUAAACUUAAUACAAAAUCGACAAGAUUUAUAAAUUUGGAUACGGUUACUUUGCAAUAAAAUCAUUCGUCCUGGAUUAUCUGCUAAAGACAUUGCGCACUUUGAAAAACCCGAUUAUGGCCGAGAAUCAGACCGCCACGGAAGAUUCCGGUCAGCAAUCGCAACAUCAGCAGCAAGGGCAGCAGCAGCAACAACAGCCGCAGUCGCCACAGCAAGAUCAGCCACCUCCCUCUGCACUCGCAUCGCCUACAACACCGCCACAAGAGAAUAAUUCCGCAUCAUCGCCCGAAGACACCCAAACCGUUGUUGCACCCAACACCAAUCAUCAUUCGCACAAUCACAACCUCCGCAAUCAGCAUCAGCAUCAUACAAAUCAAGUGCAUCCCGAGCAAGGCCAUUCGCUUACCAUAAUGGAUCAUCAUCAAUUCUCUGAUAUGUUCAAGAGUAGCACCAUAGCAGCACAGCGCCGCAACACAAUACAGUCUCACGCUCCCAUACGUGCCGCCGGUACCACAGCGAUUAAGAAGCCGCCAUUGACUAAAAUGACAUCGCUAUCAAAUGCAAAUACCGGUGGCAGUAGUGGUGGUGGUGCGAAAGUCACCAACUCGUCGGAGAAACGUCAUCAUCACCAUCAUCCCCAGAGCGCCCAUCAUUCGUCGCUGCACCAUCAUAAUGUGAACAGCAGCAGCAGCAUGAAUCAUCAUCACCAUUCACCUUCAACGGGUGGUAGUAGUGCAGUGCAUCGUCGUACCAGUGAGAGUUUGCGUCUCAACGCCUCUGUCAGUGGUGGUAAUAAUGGCGGCAGCAGUGGUUCUGGAUCGGUCGUUAAUUCAUCCAAUACGAAUCUUUCAAAUGCGACCAGCACUAGUAGCAUUCACUCGAAUGUGACUACAAACAGUACCAGCUCGAGCACAUCGGUUGCACCACAGUCAACAGCCACUACGGCUUCGACAUCGACGAAAGUCACAUCGCCAAACAACAAUGGUGGUGGCAGUAGUUCGGCCAGCACCAAUACAAGCCGCAGUCAUCACAGUCAUGGCCAUGGAGGUGGUGGUGGUGUAAAUGGCGCUGGCGGCAAUCAGCACCAUACUGCCGCUUCACAGCCAAGCAAAAAACCAAAGACGACCUCAUCUUUUCAGAUUACUUCCGUUACUGUGGGACAUCCCAAGGUGAAUUCCGAUAAUGGCGAUGAGUCGGCUGACGACUUGGAUGAAUCCCAUACAGAUGAAUCUCAUAGUCGUGUUACCGAUCUCGAAAAUGAGACACCUUCAAUGUCAGAAGAUACAUUCUCCAAAGAGGAGGUGUAUUUCUCCAAUAACGCGUUGAGCACUACAGCACCGGUGAUACCGACCAGUUCACAGUAUGGUCUCGUUGUUGUAGAUCCCAUUGGCCCAUCGCUCGGACAGACCAUACAAAAUGUACAGGUCAAUGUUUCGGACAACAUUAUAAAUGUGGUGAGCGCUGCUGUCACACCAGGCGGCAGUAAGAAGAAGGACGACAUCAAGGAGACGCAGCAUCGUAGCGAACGUUUCAAGGUGGUUAAGAUCGAGUCGACUGAGCCGUUCCGCCGUGGACGUUGGAUGUGCAUGGACUAUCUCGAUCACUCAACUGUAGGCACCGGCGGUAAGGAGGGCGGCGGUGGCAACAAUAAUGAAAAGACUGUUUCCUCCGAAUCGGGUAGCGGCGGCAGCAGCGAACCGGCAAAGACUACACAAAGUAUGAUAAUUGGCACGGGCGCCGCACAAUUACUCGAAAAUCAUGUGGAUGGCGUUGGAAAUAGUUUGCAACUUACUACUGGGGGCGGUACUGUUGCCAAUACUGCGAAUGAUGACAACUGGAACUUUGGUGAAGGUGAUGGAAGCGUCAGCUCACCAGCUCAACAGAUGCAUCAACAAAUGUCUGCACCAUCUGGUAUUGCCACCGCACCGGCUACAGUAGUACAUGGCAUGCAACACUUUAUGUCCGAAUCAGCCGGCAUACAGCAGGGACAUACGCAACAGCAACAGCAGCAGCAACAACAACAACAGCAACAGUCACAACAAGUAUAUGCUGAUAAUGCGAAUGCCAAUAAUACAGGCGUCGGUGGAGCCACUCAGGAUGUCGUUCACGGGCAAACAUUGCCCAUGGAUUAUGCAACAGUUGUCGCACAGCAAUUGCAACAAUCGUUGCAGCAACUAAAGAAACAGGAGGAAGCGAUUGCCGCUUCCGAAGAAGCUGGUACGGUUUAUGUGCCACCACAGGCACAACAGCAACAGCCGCAACAACAACAGCCGCAGACGCUUCCUAGCAAUUUGCAGUUUCAAAACGGCAGUGUUGUUAUGUGUGACAACAAUAACGGUGCUGUUAGCAUGCAACAGGUUGAAAAUCCGCAGCAACAGUCCAUGCCAACAGCCUAUGUAGCACAACAGCAAAGUGGCAACUACAGUCAACAGCAGCAACAAAACUUCCAACCCGCUGUUACACAGCAACAACAGCAGCAGCAGCAGCAACAGCAACAGCAUCAUCAACAACCGCAACAACAACAACACCAGCCUUCUCCUCCGCAAAUGAUGGGCAACGACGCCAUGAAUAUGCAACUUCAGCAACAACAAUCAUUGCAACAGCAGCAGCAGCAACAACAACAACAAAAUCAAUCGGCUUCCGCACCGACAUCGCAAAUCGAUGGCGCAGCCACACAACCACAACAAUUCCAGUUCCAGUCACAAGCGCAGCCACAGUCGCAGCAACAGCAGCAACAACAACAACAACAAACACAUCCACCACAGUAUCAACACCAACAAUCAGCUCCAGCUGGUCAAACGAUGCCCAUCGUAACUCAAUUGACAAACUAUGAAUUGCAGCAACAGUCUGGCGGUCAGCAACAGCAACAACAUCAGCAGCUGCCACAACAAAUGCAACAAAGUGCGCCGCCGACUAUUGCUGAUCCUAAGGUUCUUGCGGCCACCAUACAGGCACAUCAUGAACAGCAGCAACAACAACAACAACCAGUAACGCUUGACAAUGUCCAAAUAACCAAUCCAACAACAAUCGCAAAUAUGCAAAACGAAACGUUGCAGUUGCAGCAACAGCAACAAAUUCAUAGUGCUAAUAAUAUGAACAAUGCUAGUGCCAAUACUAACAAUAACAAUAAUAGCAAUAAUGUUGCAACUGUGAAUACUGUCGAAGAGCCGGCACCGGUUCAACAGGCAACUCCGCCGGCACAACAACAACAACAACAACAGCAGCAGCAAGUACCACAACAAUUGCAACAGCUACCACCACAACAACAGCAACAGCCAUCACAGCAAACACAACCGAACGCAGAAACAGAGACUGAUAGCAGCAUAUCGAGUCUCUCGCAGGCCAUGUACCAUGGUAGUAAUCGUAAACGUGCCUUCAGCACACCGCACAUAACACCCGCCAUCUCCACAUUGCUCAAUAUGUCGAACAAUGAACGAGGUGUGUUUCUGCUCAAUAACAGUAACGGCAGUAAUUUUAAUAUCAACUACAAUAACAACAACAUACCAGCCGAACAGCUUGUCUACUAUAUGAAAACGGCAUCGCCACACGAUCUGGAGAAUAGCAGCGUGUCUGGCCCAUGGAUACCAGGUCGCUCCGACACCAAUAUCUAUACUAAUCUGGCGCUUGGUCACAAUCGCUAUAAAUUCUUGCCAAAUACACAAAAUUACGACGCCGCCGAAGAUGAGGAUGCAGACGACGAUGAAGCAAUCGAUCAAUUCUCACCAACUAUUUACCCAACAAGUCGCGCCAUUCCUAUACCGAUCGGUAAUAAACACAGUCCACAGCAUUUGUCAAGCGGCCAACAAACUCCACAACUGCCAACAUCACCUACACACGUAGCGCACAGCGCCAGCCCGACCACCAGCGCAUAUCCAUACUCUCCCUUCUACGGCAGCUCACCCGACUCGCAAACCACUCUUGGUGGUGGUGGUGGUGGUGUUGCUGGCGGAGGCGGCGCACAAACUCCCAUUAGAAUGGCUUACAGCUACGAUCAUGCGUUAGGUGCGAACUUCAAACGCGUGCCCACCCUGACACACCAAAGCUCACAACAACAACAGCAGCAACAGACCGUCGGACGUAUGGUGCCGCGUGCCUUAUCCCUCGAUGCUACGGGCCGGAAUGCGGCGGCGGCGUCAGCGGCUGUGAUGUUCGCCACAUCGCCGACCACAUCAUUGAACAGUGCAUCUGGAACAAGUGCAGUUGCGAUCGAUAAUAAGAUCGAGCAAGCUAUGGAUCUGGUCAAAUCCCAUCUUAUGAUAGCUGUUCGCGAGGAAGUUGAAGUACUCAAGGAGAAGAUUUCCGAGCUGAUGGACAAAAUCAAUCAACUUGAGGUUGAGAACACCAUAUUGAAAUCGAACAUGUCACAGGAGAUGUUGCAACAAUUGCAAAUGCAAACGCAGCUGCAGAUCGCCGGCAGCAACACCAGUAGCAAUGGCAGUAGUGCCGGUACACCAGCGAUCACGGCCGGCAAUACCAGCAAUGCCACAGUAUCGACCGCUAAUAUGAUUGCCGCAGCACCACAACAACAACAACAGCAGCAGCAACAGCAACAACAACAGGCUGGUACACCCACAACUGCUGCGGCCAAUGAGAGCAGCGACGCCAGCCCAGCGACCGAAACAACGGCUACAGCAGCAGCCGCAGCAGCAGCAGCAGCGACCAAUAAUGGCGCGGAAAAUGUGGCGGCCACAACAAACGGCCCAAUGUCGUCAUCCUAAACGCCGCAAUGUUGAAGCGUUAAUUGAAAAAGCUUAUAGUCGAAGCGAGGCGUAGCAUAUUAAACAAGAAAACAAAACUUUCUCGAAGCACCAGUCUGGGUAGUUGGAGUUACAUAAAUGUUAGAAUUGAAGGUGAUAUUGGUGUGUGUAUGUUGAGUGAGCGGCGGUUGGACUGCAAGUAGUGGCGUACAAAUUAAUUUAAUUUUGUUGUUGUGUAUGUGUUGGUUGUUGAGAGUCUUUGACAAAUGAAAUGCAACUAUAAUUUAGUGGCAACACAAAAAAAAUGUUUUAUUGCGCCAAAAAAGAUUCUCAUAGCCACAAAAAAAUUAAAAAAAAAUGAAAUGGCAAUGUUUGCAACUUUUGAGAAAUAUGCACAAGCGUUGUAUCGGUUAAUAUAUUUUAUAUACAUACAUAUUUAUUUUUCACAAACAAAUACUUUCCGUUUUUUAUGCAUUGCUGCAAGUUUUUCAAAACUGCAAACAUUGUGAUCCAUGCCACGGCAAUAAAAAUGUACGCUUGAAUAAUUUUUUACGCGUCCAGCGAGGCGACCAUGUAAAGCACCGUCGCCUCUCUUCAAUACAUUGUGGCUAACAUUUGCAAACCAUCACAACACCAGCCUUCUGGCAAACACACAUCACGAAAAUACCACAAACUUAAAGAAAUAAGCAACAAAACUUCAAGCAAAAAUAAAGCAAGAAACAAAACUCACUGAUAAACGUCGCCAAACAAUUGGUUGUGCGCCAAUGCUGUCAUAUGUUGCUGGCAACAUAUAGCGCUUUCAUAGCAUACCAACAAGUAUUCCCAGCUUUGUUUGAGCGACGCACCGCCGUGUGUUUGUACGCAUUAUUUUUGCAUUGCCGCAACACACACACUCAAACACUCACACACAAGCACUGGGCAACGUUUGCCCUCUAGCGACAACAUGUUGCUAACGCUGCUACAAAUGUAUUAAUAUAAAUCUGCAGCAACUAAAACAGCGCAACAUGUUGCCGCAGUGACUUCAAGCGGCAAACAAAGCGAAAUGAUCAUGUUAAAUGUGAUAUAACUCAAUUUAUAAUUAUUUCAAGCAUACAAAAAUAUGAAGUUGAGUCGAAUGGAAGCAGGAAGUGGGGGAACACAGAAGGUAGUAAGCAAAAUAUUUUAAUGUUGCUGCACGCGCUUGAAAGAGAACAAAGUGCGUUGUUGCAAACUUUGUAUCUUUGUAAAUAUGAAUGAGAGAAUAAAAUCGUUUGCAUUAUUUGCUUCAUAUUGUCAUAAUCUGUAUAUUAUUAUUGUGUUUUUUAAAUUUUAAUUUCAAGAUUUUUUACUUUUCACUGACACUUGAAAAGCGCAUAGUUAAAGCAUAAGCAAACGAUUAGAGAGGAGCAGUUUAAGAAAGUAUGAUUCAACAUAAAAUUCAUUUUUCUUUUAGUUAUUUUAGUUAAAGUUGUGUGUAAUUUUAAGUUUUGAUAUUAUUUUCCAUCCAUGUUGUAUAAUUUUUACAAAGCAGAUAAAUCACGAUGUGAAAAACCAAAAGCGAAAUAUUUGCAUAUUAGCAUUAACAAUAGAAAUAACAACAACAACAACCAUAUUGCAUGUAUUUGUAUGUAUUUCCAAAUUCAGUAAAUAUAAGCACAUUUCUUUUGGAAAAAAAUAAUAAAACUGUAAACAAGCAAAAGAUUUCAAGAAAAAUUAUAAAUAAUCAGGGAAUUAAAAAUAUGUAAAAAUUGAAAAACAAGAAAAGGUGGCAACAAAGCAAGAAGGCAAAAGGAAAGCAAAAAAACUAUUAUAUGCUGUAGCAACAUGUUGCAAGCGUUUAAAAAUACUUGUAUGCGCACGAGUAUAAAAAAGUUGUAAACAAAUUUGCAUGAUGAAAAACAAUUUGCGAACUUGAAAACUUGAAAAUAGCAAGAAAUAAAAUAUAAUAAACGCUAAAUGAAAGAAAAUGAACAGGCAAAAUGUUAAAAUAUACAGUUUAUUAAGAGAAAAAAUAUAUAAAAAAUUAAAACUAAAAAUUUAAAAUUGCAUUGGUAAAAAGUUUAACAUCUUUGCAAUCAAAGUUUUCAAAAAAGCUAAAAUUCCAAUGACAAGCAGAAAAAAAAAACAAAACCCAAUUGAUUUGAUAAAGAAAAACACAAAUUCCAAUUGAUUUGAAAAAAAAAGCACAAAUGAAAAAUUUCAUGUUAUUUGCAGUAUAAACUUAAUACAUACAUUAAACCAAUUCAUUAAUAAUAUUUUUUUAACAAAAUGCUUAAAAAAAGUUUAAAAGUGUGCAGCAAAAAGAGUAAAAUUUUUUCGCUAAAUAAUAAACAAGGCAUUCACGCUUAACGUAGUACAUUAAAAUUUUUUUUAAUUUUUUAAUAAGUUUUUUUUUAUAAAUAUCAUAAUCAUUUAAAUAAAAAAUUUACAUAUGUACGUUGCGCAGCUGAACUUGAAACAGCUUAAGAAAUCAUAUAAAUAUUGCCAUAUUUUUAUAAAUGCGAAUUUACUUAAUAAUUUUAUUAUUCAGCAAAUUGUUAAAACAAUCAAGCUGGAGACUAAAUAUUUCAAAAACUACUUUUUCAGCUAUUGCAAAUUUCAAAACUAACAGUGAAUGCCUUGUUUUAUUAAGUAAAAAAUAAAUUUUAAACCAAAACAAGUCAAGUCUUUCCAGCUGCCUACAAUUUCAGUUUUUUUUUUAAUAUUUUUCACAUUAAUAGUUUUAAAAAAUAUUAAAAAAAAAAUUUUUUUUUCCACUAGUGUUAUUAAAUAAAACACAAUUCUUAUAAUUUAAUGAAAAACAAUUGUAAUUAAAAACAAAUAUAUUUUUUUUAUUCAACUAAAAAUUUAUCCAACUAAAAUUUGCAACUGCUAUGAGCAGUCAGUAAUAUAUUAAAAGAAAUAAACAAUUUUGUUUGUACAUAUAAAAAUAAAUCUUCAAAUCAAAAAUUAUAAAAUAGCCAAUAUUAAAAUUUUGUAUAAAAAAACGAGGAAUAGUGAACAUGCUGAAAAUAUGUAAAUAACCAAAAGAUUUAAAAGAUUUAUAACGCGCUGAAGACAAAUACUUUAGCACAUAUCAAAGCCAGCCAGCAAAACUCUGUUUUAAGCAUUAUUUUUAGUCAACAUGAGUUUUACCAUUUUUUGAGUUUAAAAAAAUGCAAAAAGUGACAAGUUUUGCAAAAUUUUCAAAUAUUUUAUUACUAAACAAUUUUGAAACAUGUUGUGGUCUCUUUUAUUAUUUUUUUUUUAUUAUAUAAGCGCACUUUUUAAGCAAAUUUCUUAUAACACAGACUUGCGUGCUUCUCGAUUUAUGCGUACAUAACAAGAAAUUUUAAUUAUAACACUAAUAGUAUUGUAUACGAAAUCUGUUGUAAGAUUUUUGACUUGUUAACACAUACUUUUCUAUGCAUACAACUCAAGUAUUUUUGCUUUAAAACACACACACACACAUACAUGAAACUGUAACACAUAUGCAGUUAAUAAUAAUAAUUUUCGCUUUUGUUCAGCUACAGUUUAUAAGUUGCUAAUAACUAACAUAAAAAGAAUAAAAGUGAAAUGUAUGGAGAACUAUAAAAGCGACUGCCAGACAGCGCUCAGAAUCCUGCGGAGACUCUAAUUGUCUAAGGAUUCGCAUGCAUUAUACAUGACUGCAGCAAAAUCAACUGUAUAUAUAUAUAAAUAAUGAUUUACAAUAACUAGAAUGCAACAGUUGAAUUUGUGUAGUUCAUGUUGUUGCAUGCAUUGUGCAACAAAUGCAAAAAAUACAUAUAUAAUAAUAAAUGCUGCUUAAUAAAAUAAACUUAUAAAUUGUAGCUAAACUUUCUUUUAAUAACUUCUAUAAACUGCUGUUUGUAUGUGAAGAAAAACUGCAAGAUUACAUUAUAUAUAUAAACACACACAUACAUAAACAUUUACCUACACAUAUAAAUAACGUUACUGUAGCCACGUACCAUAUACAUAAUAAUAAAAUAUUGUUGUAGUUUAGUAGUUUUGCUUUAUUUCUAUUAUAUAAGUUUAAAUAAUAAUUUAUUGCAUAGUUUGUACGUAUGAGAAUAUUAAAAACAAUUCAAACAAAACUAUUGAAAAAUAAAUAAAUUUAAAGAAAUAAAUGGCACUGAAAGUUAUUAAAUAACAACACAAAACCUAAAUGUUGUUUGUUUUGCUGUAAAACAAGUAAAGAAAAAGACAGAGAGAGAGAGAGAGGAAGAGUAAUAGAGAAACAGAGAAA